Molecule: messenger RNA, 3342 nt
Organism: Motacilla alba alba
Lineage: Eukaryota; Metazoa; Chordata; Aves; Passeriformes; Motacillidae
Product: E3 ubiquitin-protein ligase RNF113A-like
Exons: 2
Coding region: 1473-2444 (323 amino acids)
Biological process (GO): snoRNA splicing
Cellular component (GO): U2-type spliceosomal complex
Molecular function (GO): metal ion binding
Source: RefSeq, a predicted model, not a curated record
GCUGGGGAGACGUGCAACCACUCAGAUCCUGCAUUUGUAAUUGUACUGAAAUUACAGGAUGAGAGUUCAGUUACUGCUCCAGUCACAACCCACCGUUUGUUACAACCCAGCUUAGGCACUGUGUGAAGAUUUACUGCCUGCUGCCACUGGAAUGAGCCUUACCUUGGUGGGAGGAUCCUUGCAGCCUGGUGACCUGAGCCAGGACAGGGGACAAAGCCCUCCUGCGAUGACAGCCCCCGGGAUGGGGAUGCUGAGCAGUCUGGUGCAGCUGCCUUGGUCUGCAAGCUGCAGACUGAGCUCUGGUGGGAGCCAGAGCCAAGGGGCCACGAGCUACCAACGCUUCAAAAAAGGGCAAGGAAAGGUGUGGUACCAGGAGACACAGCAGGAGCAGAGCAGGCAAGAGGACUGAGAGAGGAUAAAAGCCCACAGACCUGUGUUUGGGGUCCCUCCUCAGAGGCAGGAGUGAUCCCCUGAUCUAGGCAGCAUCCUGCCUCCCCUAAGAGCUCCCAUUGUGCUUUUAACACAAUGCUUUUAUCAGAAGCUUUGUCCUGCUGUGAGGCUUGCUUCAGAGAGCUUGAGCUGCUUCUGCGUUAUUGUGCUGUGAAGAAAUGGCUUCGUGGAACCAGAGACAGCUGGGACUCAGCUGAGGGAAAUUCAGCUUCAACUGUCACCAGAUCCACUGGAAACUGGUCGAGUAAAACUCCUUAACACCAGUUUAGAGCUAAGGAGGACAUCAUUUAUUCAGGCACCUGGUUACACGGGUGAUAACUGCUAACUUUGUGUGCACACACGAUUUUACAAGUGUGUUGCUUGCACAUUACAAUUUGGAUGUGUCACUUGUGUGUUACAACUUGGCCAUUGCCAUAAAACCUCCCCAAGUUCCCAAACUCAGUCCUUCUUUUGGCUAUUGCUGCGUUCCUGAGCCAGAUGUCUUCUCCUUCUCUCCAUGUCCUUGCUGGCAGAGCAGAUUUUGCAGGCUUUAUUUCUCAGCUAAAGGUUCACAGGCACAGGAGAAGCUGAGUUGAGCCUCAUGGAACCAAUGCCCCCCUUUGAAAUUUCUCUAUUUUGGACUCACCCCUGAUAACUCCCUCUGGGGGUUAUCUUCUGUUAAUGGGCCAUGGAGUGUCACUGCAGGGCUGAUAAAAUUCCAUCAUCCCACUGGGAGAUGCUCUGCCUGGGGGGAGGAGCCAGGCAUUCCAAACUGGAUAUAAUCAGAGCUGUGGAACACCACGGGCAGCUUUACCUACUGGAUUCCCAGAGGACAAGAGCCACGUAAGCACCCCUGGACCUUCAGAGGAGGACCAGAUCCUUCUCCAGGAUCCCUGCUCCAACAAAACCACACCUGUGACUGCAGGAGGGCUGCAGCCACCAUUCAAUGGGACUGCUGCCACCACCCUGACCCACAGGCUUGUAUCCUGACUCUGCCAGCUGAAGCCAGUUUUCUGCCUGUAUUUUCUAGCCAGCAGCAGCUGAUGGCAGAGGAGAGCAGUGUCUGCAGCUUUGUGUUCAGGAAGCGGGUCCGAGCCGCGGGCAGCGCCCGGCGGAAACGGCCUGGCAGCGAGCAGGACAGCAGUGGGGAGGAGGGCAGCACCGUGGUGAGGAAGAAGCUGCCCAGGGACACCCCCAACCCCAUGAUCCAGAAGAUCAGGCGCUGCCUGAGGGAGAGGCCGGAGUACGCACGGAGCAGCAGCGAGGAUGAGGAUCCUGCCAAGGGGAUCGGGGUCACCUACAAAUCGACCAGGUCGGCAAAACCUGCUGGCCCAGAAGACAUGGGGGCCACAGCAGCGUGUGAGCUGGACACAGAGAAGGACAAGGAUGCCCAGGCCAUCUUUGAGCGCAGCCAAAAAAUCCAGGAGGAGCUGAGAGGAAAGGAAGAUGAUAAAAUUUACCGUGGCAUUAACAACUACCAGAAGUACGUGAAGCCCAAGGACACAUCGAUGGGAAACGCCUCCUCAGGAAUGGUCAGGAAAGGCCCCAUCCGCGCUCCGGAGAACCUGCGCGCCACGGUGCGCUGGGACUACCAGCCUGACGUCUGCAAGGACUACAAAGAGACCGGGUUCUGUGGCUUUGGGGACAGCUGCAAGUUCCUGCACGACCGCUCGGACUACAAGCACGGCUGGCAGAUGGAGCGGGAGCUGGACGAGCGCCGCUACGGCGCCAGCGACGAUGAGAGCUACCAGGUGAGCAGUGGUGAGGAGGACACGCCGUUCAAAUGCUUCAUCUGCAGAGGUUCCUUCCAGAACCCUGUGGUCACCAGGUGUCGGCACUUCUUCUGUGAGAGCUGUGCCCUCCGGCACUGCCGCAAAUCCCAGCGCUGCUACGUCUGCGGGAAGCAAACCAACGGCGUCUUCAACCCUGCGAAAGAGCUCGUGGCAAAGUUGGGAGGACAAAAAGGGCAGGAAGAAGAGGAGCAACAGUCAGACCAUGAGGAGGAUCCACAGUAGCAGAAUACAUUAUGUGCAUAACUGAAUACAUCUUUUGUAGGAGGAAAAAGGAAAAAAAAAAAAGGAGUGUGGGGUGGGUGUAUACCCUCCCAUGCCCUCCUCAUAAGUCUCGGGUGUUCUCAUGUUUUUCCAUUGCAUUCAACAUGACCUGGCAUGCUGACAGUGUGUCAGGUGCAGAAUGUUGUCAACAAUGGCAGGACAAUCUACCCAGCACCCUGCUUGAACCCCAGGACUCAAACAUUUGGGAAACAUCAAUAGGAGAAGGAAGUGUGUUUUUAAUUGAGAUGGUUUUGAGUUGAAUAGUUUCUUGUUUCUAGUGUUGAGUUGUAAUUUGUAGGUAUAUUUGGAAUAUGAGGACUUAAGGAUUUUAUCUAUUUAAGGACAUGGGUCACAACCCCAAACUAAGAUAAACUGUUCCUUCUGUUAGUUGUUUUUUCUGACAAUUCUAAAGUUGAAUUGUUUCUGGUUUAUAGUGUUAAUUUUUAAAUUGUAAUUUCUAAGCGGUGAGCCUGCAGCAUGCCAGCCUGGAAGAUUGUAUUGCUGGUGGUUCGACAGCUCCUGGAUGACACAUGGGGUACAUCCCUGCCUGGGGGGGCUGGGCUUGUCCACUUGGGUGGAAAGCCUUAUCUGAACUGGGCUUAUCAUCUGUGACAUCAUGCUGGCCUUUGUCAUCCUGUCUUGAAGCUGCCCCCCAAACCCAACCAGCCCAGAAAACAAGGCCCUGUGUGAACAAGGAUAGGCUGGAUUCAAACCUACACAGGGACCCCCAGCCAAUGUCACUCAGCCCUAAGUGCAGAUGUGUCCUUAGCCAGAGAGCUGUCAGGGCUAAGGCCUCAACAAAUCACAUGUGUGAGCUUGGGAAAUUUGCAGCUCCUAUAAAAGGAGCUGUGAGAAUAAA